Molecule: messenger RNA, 2683 nt
Organism: Colletotrichum navitas
Lineage: Eukaryota; Fungi; Ascomycota; Sordariomycetes; Glomerellales; Glomerellaceae
Exons: 3
Coding region: 179-2683 (834 amino acids)
Source: RefSeq, a predicted model, not a curated record
ACAACAUUCGUCACGCAAAGGCAUGCAUGCCAUGACAGCUUGUCGGCCCCAACAUAGCUUCAUGUCGAGUGUUUUUGGCGCAUCCUGCUUUGCUCGCUCUUGUUCUUCUGUUGUCUAUUAGUUAUACUUGAUAUUACCAUCUCGCCUCGCCCAAUUCACCGCCAAAUCUCCGUUCCAAAUGGAGGGCGCUCACGUUCAGCGUCGUUCUGUCAGUCAUGGAUCACUUCGCAGCAGCUACAAGAAUCAGGCUCGAAUGCACGUCUUGCAUAGCUUGCCGCAUCGUCCCCCCCUGAAGAGUGUUAAUGAGAACGCAAGUCUGCUUUCGUCGCCAGGUCCGCUCGAAAGCAUGCUCAAGACUACUACCGAGACGGGCGACAUAGGCAUCUUUAGCAUCAAACCAGUCGCGCCUGCUACCACGAUCCAUCACUACGCAAGAUCAAGAUCGGGCCUUGAUGCUGGAUCUAUAUUUGGGACGAGUACCCGGACAAGCGAUGGAACCACGUCCAGAGCUGGACGCAGAUGGCGAGGCUCUGAUCGCGACACCAACUCGGAGAUCGUCUCAUUGUACGGGUCUGAAGACCCAACAUCUUCCCUUUCGAGCUCGCUGUCGCCAAGAAUCGGCGGCGCGUGCCAGCGCUCCUACUCUUUGACUACUUGUGGCUCUCGUCACAAGUCCAGCCAGAAAUCUUCUGGCACCAUGCAGAGCCAGUCGAGCAGCGGCAUUCUGCAACGCCCUCGCUCCCCAUUCCCCUAUCCAACUCGACUGAAACGCCUUGGAAUGCGACCAUCUUCGCCUGCCCUCACGGAGAAUGGACAUGUUGACUACAGUAGGAUGGUCGAAAUAGAUCGAAUCUCAUAUAGAACUGUGCAUGGCUCGUACAAGCCAACCUUUCCACAACCGCAGCGACUUGCCCCACCUCUUGCAUUCAGCCCUAAUGUUAACCAGUCGAUGCCGUCUUUGCCGUAUCCCAAAUCUCUUGCCUCGCCCACUGGAUCUAUUGCUCGAGACCGUGGUUAUAACUACUGGAGCAAUGGAUACCUGAACAGAGAACGUCGACCUUCUGCAGACCAAAGUGUGAGAUCUUCAAGCCUCACGUCAGUCAUUGAGAUGUACUGCAGACUACCUUCAGGCUCAGAACCGAAUCUUCAACGCACAAUUCGUCCGGCUGGGUCAUUUUAUUACGACUAUACCGAGGGUUUCGAAAACCCGUAUUCUCAAGCUGAUUGUUUGGAACCCAGAGCAGCAUCUCCGUUGGCUCCAAUACCGCAGCGAGCCUCGAGCCUUGUCAAGGCUUUGGUACUUCGAGACGAGAAAAAGGCCCAUCUUGAUGCAGUGAUGGACAUAUCCGUCAAAGACUCAAGCGACUCUUCUGGAGAUUAUGGUCAACUUCCAGGAUCAAAGUAUGUCAACAAUAUUGACACACUGCCCUCUCAGCGAAUGAAAUGCAAGACUGCACCCCCAACACUUGAGCCUUUCACUUUUGAGGUUGACGGGACCUCGGCUUCUCGCCCCGCAGACUUUGGUGUCGCCCCAGGCUUGACCGAGGCACUCUCGCCUUGCAUCGAGGCCGAGAAGACACAACCAUCUCUUAUAGUACAAGAAGUUCCAACUUCCAUGCACUGCAAGACAGUCGACACUGGAGCACCGGCGGACAAAGAACAGCCAGAUAUCAAAAUGGAGGUCCUACAAGCCAGAACUGACCAGUCCCCUCCAAGUCAGGUUACAGAUCGACAAUUAAACAACGGUUGUCAAAGACAACCGGAGCUUCUGGGAGACAUCGUUCCACGCCACGAUAAAAUAAUGACGUUUGGAGUUAACUUGACGGCCAAGGAGCAUCCAUCACGAAGGGCGUCAUCUCGCAGCGGUCUUGAUGCAGUGCUGCGGUCGAGUUUGAGACACUCCGUUGACCCUGGACUUCCUGACCUAGCUGCUCUGGUUUCGUCCUUUGAGCAUAUCGCCAAACCGCCUUUCAUUGGAAAGGAUAAACAGAUUUCUACGGUACCCAAGACCGCCGAUCAGGCUGACUUACAAAGUCCACAACAGCCAGGAGUUGAUCCUACGGCAAUUGAUUUCGCCACUGAUGACGGAGCAGUUGUCAAUGCUGAAACACAUCCGGUAUCUGGGCCAAAGAAGCCUUUUCACAAAGGCCACAGAAGGAAUAGAGCACUCGCCAAUAUCAGAACGGCAAGUCUUCAGGCUCGGAGGACUGCGUCAGUCAGCAGCGUAGGUUUUCCUCUUCCUGUCACUGAGUUCGCUUCUGCAACUGCUGCGUUGAGAGUGAGUACUAGCAACCCGUAUUUGAUGAAGGCAUUGCCUAUACUUCCCAACAACGCAACUACACCGGCUCAAGAACUGUCGAAGGCUUCCGCAGAAGAUUUGGGGUUCCCGGUCAAAUUUUCGCCUUUCCAGCUCGAAUUGCUUGCAACUCCUCGAUCAAGUCCUAGGAUCACUGCACAGAAAAAUGUGGAAGAUCAUGAGUCUUUUAGAGCCAGUAUUGAGCUGGAAGUGGCUCCAGCCGAUAGCGCACAACCCUUUACAAAGUGCCCAUCAACGGUGGGGGGCCCGCCAUCCACCUACAGCAAGGAUAUCCAGAGACAAAUACCUUCACGAAAGCGACAUACCUCUAGCUCACCCUGUCGACGCGAACCUUGUAAGGCACAGUACAUCGACUUAUGGGUUUGA